Frankliniella occidentalis (western flower thrips) is the source of this 1739-nucleotide messenger RNA. Its product is annotated as skin secretory protein xP2-like. Bases 62 to 1255 code for a protein of 397 amino acids. Gene Ontology annotation, cellular component: extracellular matrix. The record is from RefSeq and is a predicted model, not a curated record. Lineage: Eukaryota; Metazoa; Arthropoda; Insecta; Thysanoptera; Thripidae. The transcript is spliced from 2 exons.
UGCAGUGCAGCGCGCGGCGCAGUGGUGCAGCAGGCGUCGCUCCGGGCAGUGACUCGUCGUCAUGGACCCAAAGGUCGGCGUGCUGCUUCUGCUGGCUGCAUUUCUCACGACAGCGUCCUCCCGAAGCAGCUCUGCGUCAUCUUCGGCGUCCGAGCUGCCCCCUGUAACGAAGACUUCAGCGCCGACGACGAGACUGACGGAACAGGACACACUGGACAACGACGAAGUGGAGGCAGUUGUGGCGGUGGACAGCGCCCAAACAGUGAAGCAGCAGCAGCGGGAGCAGAGCGGUGAUGACGGCAACGAGUACAGCUUCGAGUAUUCAGUGCGAGACUCGCGCACGGGCGACGCGAAGAGGCAGGAGGAGCGGCGGCGCACGGGUGGCGUGGUCCUGGGCAGCUACUCGCUGCUGGAGGCGGACGGAAGCCAGCGCACCGUGGAGUACUCGGCGCACCCUGUGCACGGCUUUACAGCCGUCGUGAGGAGGGACGCUGGCGUUGGCGCCGCGCUCUUCGUGAAGGGGCCGUUCCCUACCGCCACGCCGGCCCUCGCCCCGGCACUGGCGCCGGCACUGGAGCCGGCCCCGGCCGUGGUGCUGGUGCGGCAACUGCGGCCCCAACAGCAGCUUCUCUUCGGCCCGGACGCGCCGCAGCAGCAGCUCGUGUACCGGGGCGUGCCGCAGUCGACCGCCCCACAGCUGCUGCAGGUAGUAACGCCCGCCCCUGCGCGUCUGCAGGCCCAGGCCAGCACGCCCCUGCCACUGUCGUCAGGACGCCUCGUCGCCGUCGAUGUGCAGCGACCGUCGGUGCCCUCGUCUGAGGACGGCUUUGUCAACAUCGGCGGCCGCGAGAGGGUGUCGCCGGCAACCUCGGUGCCAGCCGGUCAGGUUCAGGGCCCGCACCUGCUGCUGCAGUCGCUGCCGCUGCUUGCCCUGGCCCCGGCCGCACUUCACGGUCCUAACACGUCGCCCGCCUCCUCGUUCUUCUUCUUCGGACAGCAGCACCAGCAGCCGUCUGCAGCUAGACCUGAGGCUCCAGCCGCACACAGGGCCUUCUUCUCGCUGCCCCUGGUGCAGUACGGCCCCGCCCCCUCGGGCUCCGCCCCCGCAGCCGCCACCAGCGGCCAGGCGUCCGCUUCUGCCGCCUACCGGUUCCCCCACCCUGACCCCCCAGUGCACUUCGCCACUUCUGGCCAGGGCUACACUAGUGCAGUGUUCACGGCCUUCACUAACCCCUACGUAAGCUAUGCGUACUAAGCGGCUGCGUGGAAGAGAGUUGUGAUAAAACGAAGGGCGGGAAAGCUUCUUAGGGAAAAUGCGAUGCGUCGUUAUCCCGCAUUAGUCAAGUACUGCCACAUGCCUGGAGAUGUGCUCCUAUUAUUUACUUCUUUUACAAGUUACAGAAGACGCAACAAGUUUGAAAUCUUGCACUCAGGAAACUAGCUUGAUUCAAGUGCAAGCUGCUGACACAAGAUGAAAUUCACCUUUGAAACAAAGCAACAUUGUCUUUAGAAUAACAUUUUUCUCUUAUUCGAAAGAAAAUGUCAGCUUGUUUCAAGAGUAAAUUUGAUCCUGUCUCGGCGUGCUCUUGAAACAAGGAAAAAUUUACUUAAAACAAGAAACGAUUUUUAUGGGUGUGCACUAUCAGCGUUCUUCAAUAAUUGCUAAAGUUCCGUCUUUAAACUUUGUGUGAAUCCUGCUGGCGCCGUUUGUUCUCCGGAAUUAAAAAUAAGCGUUUUGC